AUGGCGACCGAAGGAAAUACCGGGGCUACUCUGGAGACAAGUGCAGCUCCAAAUAAUAACACUAGUGGCGAUAUCAACCUAUCAGCAGUGGCCGACCAAGUGAAACCCGCAACCGACGAGCUGCCAUCGUUGGAUAUCCAACGCAAGGUUGAGAACCACACGGUGCUUGAUCGCACUGGCAAAGCGCAUCCAUUCAAAAGCAUUUAUAGCGGAUUCGACUCUGCUCGCCGUGUGUUAGUUAUCUUUGUUCGGCACUUCUUCUGCGGGGAAUUCCUCCGCGCCCUGUCGGAGGUUAUAAAGCCUGAAUCACUGUCGCAGUUGUCAAUCAACACAUCCAUCUCCAUUAUCGGCUGCGGUGACCCAGGCUUGAUCGACACUUAUGCCACGGAAACGGGGUGUCCAUUCCCUAUAUUCUCCGAUCCGACACGAAAACUAUUUGACGAUCUGGGUUUGGUCACUUCUAUGGCUCUCGGACCGCGUCCAGAGUAUAUCCGCAAGAAUAUGGUGCAGAUUGUCGCUGAGUCGAUGAUGCAGGGCAUGAAACAUGUUUUAAAUGGACUUGCGAUGAAGGGGGGUGAUCCUAGGCAGAUUGGUGGGGAGUUUCUCUUUGACGCAAAAGAUGAAGGGGAAGAGAAGCAGGUAACAUGGUGUCACCGGAUGAAGACCACGCGUGACCAUACUGAAAUAUCAGAACUCGCGCGAAUUCUUGAUCUGGAUGCAGACCUUCAGCCCCAAAAGGGCUAG
Molecule: messenger RNA, 744 nt
Organism: Penicillium antarcticum
Lineage: Eukaryota; Fungi; Ascomycota; Eurotiomycetes; Eurotiales; Aspergillaceae
Product: peroxiredoxin-like family protein
Exons: 2
Coding region: 1-744 (247 amino acids)
Source: RefSeq, a predicted model, not a curated record